This is a messenger RNA of Eremothecium gossypii ATCC 10895, 2877 nucleotides long. RefSeq names its product transcription elongation factor SPT5 (gene SPT5). Bases 1 to 2877 code for a protein of 958 amino acids. The transcript has a single exon. Gene Ontology annotation, molecular function: protein binding; mRNA binding. Lineage: Eukaryota; Fungi; Ascomycota; Saccharomycetes; Saccharomycetales; Saccharomycetaceae. Gene Ontology annotation, cellular component: DSIF complex. Gene Ontology annotation, biological process: regulation of DNA-templated transcription elongation; transcription elongation-coupled chromatin remodeling; transcription elongation by RNA polymerase II. The record is from RefSeq and is marked provisional.
AUGAGUGAGCGGGAAGCCAGCGAGCCUAUUAGUGAACAAGGGGUAAGCGACAAUGGCGAUACCUUCGCUGCCGAAGGCUCGCAGAUGAAGAGACGGCUGAGUGAGGUCGACGGGGAGUCCCGGGGAGCUGUCGACGAUGCCUUGGAAGGAAGCAACAGCGACGGGGACGAGGACGAGGACGAGGACGAGGACGAGGACGAAGACGAGGAUGGAGAGGGGCCACACAAGAAACAGCGGCGCGAAAGAAACCGCUUCCUGGAUAUUGAGGCCGAGGUGAGCGACGACGAAGAAGAUGACGAGGAUGAUGAGGACUCGGAGCUGGUGCGGGAGGGAUUUAUCACUCACGGGGACGAAGAUGAGGAGGAGGAUGACGCACAGGGAAGCAAGGAUGACAGACUGCAUAGACAGCUUGACCAAGAUCUGCAGAAGUCGUCAGAGGAGGACGCUCAGAAGCUCGCAAAGGAGCUGCGCGAGAGGUACGGCCGCAGUAGCUCCAAGCAGUACCGUGCAGCAGCACAAGAUGGCUACGUGCCUCAGCGGUUCAUGCUACCGAGUGUGGAUACAGCCACCGUGUGGGGUGUCAGGUGCCGGCCUGGGAAGGAGAAGGAUCUCGUCAAGAAACUGCUCAAGAAGAAGUUUAACCUGGAUAAGUCGAUGGGCUCCAAGAAAUUGAAGAUCCUUUCGAUUUUUCAGCGGGACAGUUUCAGUGGUCGGAUCUAUAUUGAGGCGCCGAAACAAUCCGUGAUUGAAAAAUUCUGCAAUGGUGUACCUGACAUAUAUGUUAACCAGAAGUUGUUGAUUCCUGUGCAAGAGUUACCGCUGUUGCUGAAGCCCUCAAAAUCAGACGAUGUGAGACUGGAACCGGGAAGCUAUGUCCGGAUUAAGCGAGGUAUCUACAAGGGCGACCUGGCCGUUGUGGAGCAGCUGAGCGACAACAACUUAGAGUGUAUGCUGAAGGUCGUUCCAAGACUAGACUACGGUAAGAAUGAUGAAGUUGACCCAGAUACGCAACAGAAGAAGGCAAAGAAGGUCUCUUUUGCCCAAAGGCCGCCACCGCAGUUGUUUAAUCCUACUAUGGCGUUACGCAUGGAUCAAGCCAACCUUUACAAGAGGGACGAAAAGCACUUCACCUACCGGAAUGAAGACUACAUCGACGGUUACUUGAUCAAGGUUUUCAAAAUCCAGUACUUGAAGACUGCCAAUAUACAUCCUACGGUUGAGGAGCUAGCAAGAUUUGGUAGUAAGGAUGGUGCAGUUGACUUGACUACUAUUUCGCAGACUAUUAAAAAGGCACAAGCGUCAAAAGCGAUGUUCCAACCCGGUGACCGGGUGGAAAUACUGAACGGUGAGCAGCGGGGAUCCAAAGGUUAUGUGACUAGAACAUCUACGGACAUUAUCAGCGUUAGCCUCACAGGCUUCAACGCCAAGCCCCUUGGGUUUCCCGUCUCAUCUCUGCGUAAAAUCUUUGAGCCUGGUGACCAUGUGUCCGUUAUGUCUGGUGAUCACCAGGGAGAUGCUGGUUUGGUGCUUAUCGUCAAGAAUGGCCAAGUUACAUUUGUUUCUGACCAGACCAGAGAGAACCUCACAAUUUCGGCGAAUAACCUAACCAAGUCCAUGGACUCUACGCCGACAUCGAGUGAUUAUGCAUUGCACGAUAUUGUGGAGCUGAGCGCCAAGAAUGUCGCAUGUGUGAUCCAGGCCGGUCAUGAUAUUUUCAAGGUCCUCGAUGACUCCGGAAAAGUGUCGACUGUCACCAAGGGCUCUAUUUUAAAGAAAAUCAAUACGACUCGUUCACGCAUUGCGGCAGUGGACGGCAAUGGCAAAGAAAUUAAAAUCGGUGAUACCGUGGUCGAAAAAGUGGGCGCACGUAGGGAAGGUCAAGUUCUGUACGUGCAAUCGCAUCAGAUAUUUAUCGUGUCCAAGAAGAUUGUCGAGAAUGCUGGUGUGUUCGUGGUAAACCCGAUGAAUGUGGAGGCAGUCGCAUCGCGGGAGAACCUCAUUGCAAGUAAACUGGACCUGACAAAGAUGAAUCCAGAGAUCGCCGCGAAGAUGGGCCCACCCUCACAGACUGCACAGCCUGUUUCCGUUGGACGCGAUGUCGCCCUCAACAAGACCGUGCGUAUCCGUUCCGCUGGCUACAAGGGCCAGCUUGGUAUCGUCAAGGAUGUCAAUGGCGACAUGGCUACGGUCGAGUUACACUCGAAGAAUAAGCACAUCACGGUAGACAAACGGAAACUCACGUACUUCAACCACGAGGGUGGAGACGGUAUCACAUACGACGAGCUGGUCAGCCGUCGUGGUAGGAUGCCCCAUGCCAGACUUGGUCCCAGCUAUGUCAGUGCGCCGCGCACAAUGGCUACAGGAGCACCUGGUGCUGCGCCCGCGCUCAGCGGCGGCAUGACUCCCGGCUGGAGCUACUUCGACGGCGGCAAGACCCCAGCAGUGGGGUCGCAUGGCGCCGGCGCAGCCUCCGCGUGGGGUGGUGCCUCCAGUUGGGGUGGCCAGGGCGGGGGAGCCACGUCCACGUGGGGUGGUCAGCCCGGAAACGUUUCCACAUGGGGCGGCCAGACAGGCGCCACAUCAACAUGGGGAGGCGCCUCCACAUGGGGCAACAAGUCUACCUGGGGAGGCGCCUCCACCUGGGCCUCCGGCGGCGAGAACGGCGCCGCGUCCACAUGGGGCGGCGGCGACCGCUCCGCCUAUGGCGGCGCCUCGACGUGGGGCGCCGCAGGGGGCGCCUCUGCCUGGGGCGGCAACAAAUCCCACCACCGUCCAGACGGUAGUAACUCCACAUGGGGCACUGCCCCACAGGGCAAUCGCUCUGCCUGGGGCGACCAGCCCGCCGGCAGCGGUUCCUCCUGGGGCGGCGCCCGCUAG